Didymodactylos carnosus is the source of this 450-nucleotide messenger RNA. The record is from the annotation of a GenBank genome assembly. NCBI's taxonomy places the organism in Eukaryota, Metazoa, Rotifera, Eurotatoria, Philodinida, Philodinidae.
AUGAAAGGCGGAUUAUUGAAUUUUUGGGCAGACAAUAUUAAACCACCAGCAUCUCCAAGAAACAAUACAUCUGCUGAACAAACGUCCAUUUCUCCGUCGUCUCCGAAACCAUCUUCCGAUGUUGUUACUUCCUCAUCUUCGUCAUCCACAUCGGCAGUCAGUCCAGAAAAACAACAAGAAACACUCGGAAAAAACAUUCAUCAACUAAAACAGGAUCAACAGCGUUUAAGAAAUAAUCGUUCUGCAUUAAAAUCUGCUUUAAACAAAAUUGUGGAAGAUCAUCCAGACGUUGCUCAAACUGUGAAACGAUUUCGUCGAGAUGAACCACAUAGACCUCCGUUACAAGCUGAUCAAACGGCAUUACAUCAAACGAUAUUGGAAAUAACAACACCGCAUGCGUCAGCCGAUGAUCGUCGACGAACAGAAACAUUAUGUAUCUUAAAACAUUAG